UUCCGGUGUCGAAGCGGUUCGAGGCAUCAACCCCUAGUCCCCAGAGAGAAACCGCUGCUGGCGUCCUGGGGCUGCGGUUCCAGCCAGAAAGAGACGGCACAGGAGAUCUUGCUUGAAGCAUUCAUAAGCUUUUGCACAGCUAUGAUGGCAUCUACUUGGUCCAUCCAGGCCAACAAGGACCAGGAUGAACUUUUGGAAAUAAAGAUAGAGGAAGAGGAGGUGGAGGAGGAAAAUAAGUAUACCGCCAGACAGGAUCAGAACCUGCAAAAGAACACCACCCACAGCAGGGAGGUCUUCCGACAGUACUUCAGGCAGUUCUGCUACCAGGAAACAUCUGGACCCCGUGAGGCUUUGAGCCAACUCCGGGAACUUUGCCAUCAGUGGCUGAGGCCAGAGACCCACACAAAAGAGCAGAUUCUGGAACUGCUGGUGUUGGAGCAAUUCCUAACCAUCCUGCCCGAGGAGCUCCAAGCUUGGGUCCAGGAACAGCAUCCACAGAGUGGGGAAGAGGUGGUGACUGUGCUGGAGGAUUUAGAGAGAGAGUUGGAUGAGCCAGGAUAUCAGGUCUCAGUCCACACUGAGGAACAGGAAAUGUUCUUGCAGGAGAUGGUAGCUCUAAGAACAGAACAAGAACCCAGAAUGUCCCUCCCGUCUGUGAAAACCCAGCUAAAGUGUGAAUCUCCAGAACUUGAAUCCCAGAAGAAGCAAGUUUCAGAUGUUGAGACUGGAAAUGAGUAUAGGAAUUUAACUCUAAAGCAAGAAGUUUCUGAAGAAAUGAAACCAUAUGGGAAUAUAUCUAGCAAAUUUGAAAAUGAAAUGUCUCAGUCAGCUAGGUAUGAAAAAACUUAUGAACCUGAAGAAAAAAUAGGAGAGCCUUCUGGAUACUCCAGGGAAGAUAAACAACAUACAUGUGAUGAAAAUGGAGUAAGUUUGACUGAGAACUCAGACCUCUCUGAACACCACAGAGUCUGUCCAGGAGAAAAGCCUUAUGAAUGUGAUGACUGUGGAAGAGCUUUUAGUCAACACUCAUGCUUUGUAGAACAUCAGAGGAUCCAUACUGGAGACAGGCCCUACAAAUGCGAAGAAUGUGGAAACACUUUCCGUGGGAGAACUGUGCUUAUUCGACACAAAAUAAUACACAUGGGAGAGAAACCAUAUAAAUGUAAUGAGUGUGGCAAAGCCUUUGGCCGGUGGUCAGCUCUUAAUCAGCAUCAGAGACUUCACACAGGAGAGAAACACUACCACUGUAAUGAAUGUGGCAAAGCCUUUAGCCAGAAAGCAGGUCUCUUUCACCAUCUCAAAAUCCACACAAGAGACAAACCUUAUCAUUGUACUCAGUGUAAUAAAAGUUUUAGUCGGCGUUCAAUUCUUACCCAGCAUCAAGGAGUCCAUACUGGGGCAAAGCCCUAUGAGUGCAGCGAGUGUGGAAAGGCCUUUGUUUAUAACUCCUCCCUUGUUUCCCAUCAGGAGAUCCACCACAAAGAAAAAUGCUAUCAGUGUAAGGAAUGUGGGAAGUCCUUCAGUCAGAGUGGCCUUAUUCAGCAUCAGAGAAUCCACACUGGGGAGAAACCCUACAAAUGUGAUGUAUGUGGAAAAGCCUUUAUCCAGAGGACAAGUCUUAUAGAACAUCAACGAAUUCACACUGGAGAGAGACCCUAUAAAUGUGAUAAGUGUGGAAAGGCUUUCACUCAAAGAUCAGUCCUCACGGAACAUCAGAGAAUCCACACUGGAGAGAGGCCCUACAAAUGCGAUGAGUGUGGGAAUGCCUUCCGAGGAAUCACCAGUCUCAUUCAGCAUCAGAGAAUCCACACUGGGGAGAAACCCUACCAAUGUGACGAAUGUGGCAAAGCCUUCAGACAGAGGUCAGAUCUUAGUAAACACCAGAGAAUCCAUAAUAGAGGUGGUCCCUAUAAAUGUAAAGAGUGUGGGGAGUCGUUUAGGCAGAACUCAGCUCUUAUGCUACAUCAGACUACCCACAAAGGAGAAAAAUCUGGUUCUGUGUGAAGACUGCAGGGAAGCUGUCUCACAGAGUGCAGGCUGGAGGGAAAUACGAAUUUUGAGGUGAUUUAGGACAAAAUGUUAGUCACUAUUGCUGUAAGGUAACUUUGGAUAUUUCAUUAAAAAUACACUCUGCUGCCCAUUUCAUUAGGUGCUGUGGAGAACCAGGAGCAUAACAGCAGAUUCUUUUUCUCAAAGAGUUUACAACCUAGUUUGGGAUAUAUAAGGUCCACCUGUUUAGUCAAGACUAGGACAGUAGAAUUGAUGCUCAAAGUAGUGUAGAAUUAAAGUGGCACUUGGCAAGCUAUAAAUUCUGAAGGACAGAUCACUGUUGCCUGAAGUGGUCAGGAAAGACUUUAAGAUAAAGGUUUGAUGGGGAUAUUUGGAAGGCAAAAGGGAGAAAACAUUUAGGGUAGAACAACUGUAAGCAGAGUGCAUGUAGUUUGGAAGCAUCAAUGACAAGACUAGCCAGCCUAAAGUAGAGAGUUCAUUCAAAUUGGGCAGUUGAUGGCACUACGUUGGAAACAGCUUGAGGACAGACUCUGGGAGGGUUGGAAUGCCAAUAAUUUCACCUAAUACUUUGACACAAAGCACUUUUCUCAUUGAAUUCCUAAAAUAUUUCUAUAAAUUAAAAUCAUUCUCCAUUUUAAAAAUGAGGAUACUCUUGCUUAUGGAGAUGGUGACAUAGCUACAAUAUCACACAAAGGAAAAGACCAGCAGCUUAAGUGCAGUUUUGUGACUUCAAGUCCUGUUCGUUACACUAGUGAUUCCUCAACAUCAGUGAACAUCAGAGUCACCUGUGGAGCUUGUUUAACAUACUUGAGUCCCAGUCACAGAUACUAUGCUUCAUUAGGUCUGAGAUGGGGAUUGAGAAUCUUCAUUUUUAUAGCUCCACAGUCACCUGAUGUACUCUAAAUUUUGAGAAACAUUGCGCUGAAUCACUGCUGCCUUUGUGGUUGCCAGUGAAGUGAGGAAGCAUGAACACAGGCCGCUGCAGAAUUUUAGCAUGAGGAAAGCCCUUCAGGGGACAUAAGCCACCAGCUCUUUACAAUAAACAGGGAAUUAGACCACCAUCAUGCCUAAACACUAGGUCUUCGAGAUGGCCUUUCUGUCCCUUCAAAUUUAAAUGUUUCAAAAAAGACUGACCUAUAUUCCAAGGCUCCCAAGGUUCUUCAGAGUGCAAGCCUUGUGUGUGU
This is a messenger RNA of Kogia breviceps (pygmy sperm whale), 3194 nucleotides long. RefSeq names its product zinc finger and SCAN domain containing 12 (gene ZSCAN12). The record is from RefSeq and is a predicted model, not a curated record. Lineage: Eukaryota; Metazoa; Chordata; Mammalia; Artiodactyla; Physeteridae.